AUGCUCAAAUGCCAAAGUCUUUAAAAGGCCCUACUCAAAUAUCUGAAGACCUUUGAAAACCAAUCCUAUUAGUCAUGGAAAUGGCACAACUACACUUAGUGGGCGGAUCUUUCAUUCAGGCCAUUAAUAAUAAUGUAGAUAAUAUUUAUCAUCAUUAAACUAUUGAUCAUCGCCAAUAACUAACUACUGUGGGUCAUUUUUGGAGUUCAGAUUUUGGUUCAUUCAAUCCUAUUUUUAUGUCUUCCCAGAAUCAUUUACAAAGAGUCCUACUUUUUGUAGCUCGUCCCCUUAAUAUAACAGGAAUGCUUUUGCCUCCUUUGUUACUUUGCCUACAACGAAAGCUACCUCAUGUUCUACACCACCAUUUGCAUCAUCUUCCAAAGCAUGUAUUCAACCAUCUUAUGGAAGGUGAUCGCAAUACUAAUCUUUUUCAUUCAAACUAUCUUGCUUUUAGAUCUAUCCUCCUUUGAAGGACUCUAUCUCACAGUCGCUCUGCUAUUCAUGCAGAUCGUACGGAAAGAACUCCAGCAAAUGCAGCACUUCCUCAAUUUACAAGCAUUAUUUUUAAUCAUCGACUCCACACCUUAGGCUAUGUGUAUAGCCCAUAAGGAUAAAAAUUGGUUACUCUAUUCCAACAAAGUAUUUGAUAAUUUAGCAUAUAAAUUAGAGAAUACAAAUCAAUCUGAUACUGAUUAAUCUCCAGAAAAAACAGCAACUAAUAACUCUACUAAAAAUUAAUUAACUUUUUUGUAAAAUUUAUAAUUAGAUGAAUUAAAUAACAAUCAAAAGUUUGUCUAAUUUGAUUUUGAUGAUGAUGAUUUAUACUUCGAUGAUCAAUACAAAAUUAAGAAUGUUACUUACAGCAAGGAUAAAAAUUCAAUCUAAUAUUCUAAAGCCUUCUCUUUUGAAAUACCAACUGAUCGACCCAAAAAUCAUGUUCAAUUUUAGAGGUUUUUCCAAUCAUUUAAAAAUCCUGAUGAUGAAUCCAUCAUCAAAAAAACCUUCACGUCUGAUGUCACAAUGAAAAUCGAAGUCAACAAUCCACCCCAAUUCCACUUGUUAUCAGCAGGUAAGAAGAAUCAUCCUAAGAAAUUGAACCUCCCAAAUAAACAAUCUAAAUCAGGUAACUUAAUGACUCCAAGUCGAAAAGUAUCCGCUGAUUUCUUAUUGAAUAGUAAGGAAAAUAGGAGUUCUGGCCACAAACAGUCUCUGCUGGAUCAAGAAGCGAAUUUAAUAAAUAAGACAAAACCAGUUUAUGUCCACAAAAUGAAAUUCUUAAUUAACGUAUUAGAGAAUUGUAGAAUCUUUGAUAAUGAUGAUGAGUUGUAAAUAUAUUUCAUUCAUGAAGUCAAUCAAAUCUUAUUAAGAGCAAAACUAAAAAAAUUAGAAUCAAUCAAAAAGAAUCUCCUGAGAUCAAUUUCUCAUGAAUUGCUCACAAAUCUUAAUGCAGUCUUCGGAUUCAUCAAACAAAGCUAGGACAGGUUGCUGAAUAAAGAAUCCUGUCAUCUCCAAUUGGAACAGGCUUUGAGUUACACAAAAUUGCAACUCUAUAAGAUCUAUGACUUCUUCGAUUACAGAGACAUUCUAGAAGACAGUUUCCAAUUGAAAUCAGAUAAAUUCGAUAUCAAUACAGUCAUUUUAGAGUGUGUGGAUUUGUUUAGAAAUCAGAUCGAAAGGAAGUCCUUAGCAAUCAAUGUGAAAUUACCCGAAACCUCCUAUAUAAUUAGCGGAGACAGACAACGUUUGUGUUAAGUACUCCUGAAUUUGAUUGGAAAUUCUAUUCGAUUCACUUACAAAGGAGAAAUUACCAUCACUGUUUAGAAGUAAGAAUACAUGGAGUCAAUGGAAGGAAUUGAGGUACAUUCAGCUAAUUUACAGGAUAACAAUUUGCUGGAAGUUCAAGUGAAUGACACUGGGAUAGGCAUGAAGGAGGGUGAGUUGAGCAUUUUAAGAAAAAAGUUACAUUUAACUGACGAGGAUGAAAAGGUUUCUAAGCAUUCAGUUGGCAUAGGUUUGGGAUUGUCUGUGAGCAAGCAAAUUAUCAAGUUGAUGGCUCCGAACAAUCAAAACUACAUUUCUGUCGAAUCAAAAGAAGAUCAAGGCACAUGCUUCAAUUUUCUAUUGAAAUACAAUGAAGAAUCGAAUCUAAGCACAAAUUUCCUCUAAAGGUCCAACAAUCACACAAUUCCUUAUGUGGAUGCUCAAAGUACGUAAUAGGUUCGCGUGAUGAACUACAAUAAAUGUAAUAACCUUCAGAUCACUGAGAAGUAGGGUUAAUCAGAAUUGUAACUAGACAAUCUGAUAAAUUAAUGCAAUUGCAAAAUUGUCUUGAUUGUUGAUGACGAGGAGUUCAAUGUGGAUGUCCUUAUACAUAUGGUCAAAAAUUUAGGAUUUGAUACAGACUUUGCUUUCAAUGGGAAGCAAGCGAUUGAAAAAGUGCAAACCAAAUUGCUCAAAAGGUGCAGUCAGUAGAAUUGUAUUGGAUACAACUGCAUCUUGAUGGAUAUUAAUAUGCCAAUGAUGAGUGGAUGGGAAACUGUGUAAAGAAUUCGACAAAUAGAAAAUGAGAUCCAUCUGAGCAGAACUAUCCCUGUGGUUGCAGUUACUGGUUUCUGUAGUAUCAAAGAUCAAUAGAAAAGCAUUAAUGAAGGAUUUAAUAGUGUUUUGAUUAAGCCUGCUACAAAGGAGAAGUUAAUUGAAACUUUUAAUCGUCUCAGUAUCUGA
Messenger RNA from Paramecium tetraurelia, 2724 nucleotides. RefSeq lists its product as uncharacterized. The transcript is spliced from 2 exons. Gene Ontology annotation, biological process: phosphorelay signal transduction system; phosphorylation. Lineage: Eukaryota; Ciliophora; Oligohymenophorea; Peniculida; Parameciidae. The record is from RefSeq and is a predicted model, not a curated record. Gene Ontology annotation, molecular function: phosphorelay sensor kinase activity.